ACUCGUCUCUCCACCCCCACAACGUCGCGCGACUUCUAUCUGUUGAACCAUGACAACAAUCUCGAAAGACGCUCAGCAGAGCUCCUACNCCGUAUACCGAUAGCUCCGCCAGACUUCAAUGCACACCAACCAAAGACCGUCAGGCUAUAUCCCUUGAGCAACUACACCUUCGGCACAAAAGAGACUCAACCAGAAGAAGACNCCUCAGUCCUCGCUCGUCUGAAGCGUCUGGAAGAACAUUACGAUGCGUAUGGCAUGAGAAGAACCUGCGAAGGUAUCCUUGUAUGCCACGACCACAAUCACCCACACGUCCUGAUGCUACAAAUCGCGAACGCCUUCUUCAAACUUCCUGGAGACUAUCUCCCACACGACGCCGAUGAGAUUGAGGGUUUCAAGAUUAGGCUGAAUGAAAGACUCGCUCCCUCGGGCAACCAGUUCUCCAACGACGGCAAUGAAGGCGAAUGGGAGAUUGGCGAGACGCUUGCGCAGUGGUGGAGGCCCAACUUUGAGACCUUCAUGUACCCCUUCAUCCCGCCGCAUGUCUCUCGCCCGAAAGAGUGCAAGAAGCUGUACUACAUUCAGCUACCCAAGAGCAGUACGUUGUGUACUACUAUUCCAUGCGCCCGGCAAAUACUGACAUGUCAAUUACAGAGGNUCUUGAGUGUACCAAAGAACAUGAAGCUGCUCGCCGUGCCCCUCUUCGAGCUAUACGAUAACGCUCAGCGCUACGGUCCCCAGCUCUCUGCCAUUCCUCAUCUACUCUCCCGCUACAACUUCGAGUUCGUCGACGAGAAUGGCAAGGUCUCAGCCGUGACACCAGGAGGUAACCCGAACGAGGGCAGCGUGCCCAGGACAAAGGUGCUUGCAGGCGGCGACGAGCCUGUGCAACAAGAAAAUGGAGCCCAGCAGGAUUCAAAGAUGAGCUGA
This is a messenger RNA of Aureobasidium uvarum, 927 nucleotides long. NCBI's taxonomy places the organism in Eukaryota, Fungi, Ascomycota, Dothideomycetes, Dothideales, Saccotheciaceae. The record is from the annotation of a GenBank genome assembly.